This is a messenger RNA of Capsaspora owczarzaki ATCC 30864, 586 nucleotides long. RefSeq names its product glycine cleavage system H protein. The record is from RefSeq and is a predicted model, not a curated record. Bases 43 to 516 code for a protein of 157 amino acids. The transcript has 4 exons. NCBI's taxonomy places the organism in Eukaryota, Filasterea, Ministeriida, Capsasporidae. Gene Ontology annotation, cellular component: glycine cleavage complex; cytoplasm. Gene Ontology annotation, biological process: glycine decarboxylation via glycine cleavage system; protein lipoylation.
UCUUGAUUUUUGUUGUGUUUUCAAAUCAGCACCCAUCCGAAAAUGCUGUCGAUGCUCGUCUCGUCUCGCGCUGCCGUGUCGGUCCGCUCGCUCGGCGCUGUCGCUCGCAUGUACUCUGCCAACGCCGCCGUCGCCCCCGCCGGCCUCCGUUACACCAAGGACCACGAGUGGGUCAGCGUCAAGGAGAGCACUGCCACCCUUGGCAUUACCCAGUACGCCGUCGACUCGCUCGGUGAUGUUACUUUUGUCGAGUUCCCCGAUGUCGGCAAGAAGUUUGCCGCUGGCAAGGCCGUUGGUGUGGUCGAAUCCGUCAAGGCCACCUCAGAUCUGUACACCCCCGUCUCUGGCGAGGUCGUUGAGGUCAACAAGGCCGUCUCGGCCAACUCGUCGCUCGUCAACUCUGCGCCAUACACUGAGGGCUGGCUCGUCAAGAUGCGCCUCAGCGACCCCAAGGAGGUCGAGAAGCUUUUCGAUGAGGCUGCCUACAAGAAGUUCUGCGCCGGCCUGGACCAUUAAAAACAGCCCAUUGUUUCGACCCCGCGAGGAAAUUUGAGUCGUGUCGCGUUUCUCGAUUGCAAUAUACACA